GCUCUCCGAGACACUCACUCCUUCCCCCUUUUCUUUUUUCAGCCGUUCCCAGAUAAGAAGGGGGCAGAAGUAAUUCUCUUCAGUCACUUCUAAAGCUGCAGCCACCAGAGAAGAGUGGAAGUAAAAUCCAGAUAUUUACCAUUUAUUAGGUUUUGAUUAGUUUUUGGAUAUUUGAAUGCUUAAGAGAUUUUUUUAAAUCUUGCAUUUUUAAAAUUUCAUUUCUACUUAAUUUUUCUUAGUUUUCUCAUUAUCUUCAGCUCCUGUUUUUCUUCCUGUUUGGAUCUGAAAAUUCAACUUUUGCUUUCAUGAGAGCAGGAGACAAAACCUGAGGAACCUGAUAUCAUUCAGAUGGAUGUAUUCAUCUGAGAGAAAACUGACCACAAGAAACCAAACUAAGAUUCCUGUUGGAAAAGUAAACAGAGGUGGGCAUCUGUACCACCAUCCAGUGGGGGAGGAAAUUAGCAACUACCUCCAAGAUCAACAGGUGUCAUUUUCUGCUGCUCUUUUGAUCCGCAAGAGAAGACAAAUCUUAAAACUGAAGAGACCAUUGUGAAGGAAACAGAAAAACUGAACUCAUGGCUUCACUGUUACAUUCAGAGGCUUAUGCAAGCUUCCUCCUAAGGUGAACUGGGGUCAAAGUGUGAACAAUCUUGCCUUGACCCUGUUAAAGGAAUAACGCUUUAAAAUAUUGAAAGCAUUGUCAUGAAAGGCCUGAAUCUCAGCCGGUGGUUGCUGGUGCUGCUGCUGCUUUGGACCUGGUCCACAGUCAGUGAUGGAGCCGGCGUUGGAGGCACAGAGCGAACGGGAGCUGGAAGAAGCCAGAGAAAAGGAGGAACUGGUGGUGGAGGAGGAGGAGGUGCAGAGAAGAGAAAGAGACUUCAUCGCAUCCAGCAUGGUCAGUGUAGCUACACCUUCGUCCUUCCAGAGGUGGACGGAUGUCAGAGCGGAGGGUCCAUGUCGCAGGGUGAACAUUACGGGGGUUCUCGUGGCGGGGCGAGCGUUGUGCAGAGAGACUCACCGCCCGUGGACGGCGAAUGGUCGAAUCAGAAACUGCAGCACCUGGAAAGCAUAAUGGAGAACAACACACUGUGGCUGCAAAAGUUGGAGAACUUCAUACAAAAGAGUAUAAGGCGAGAUGCUGUUAAUAUACAGUCACAUGUUGUUAACAACCAAACAGCCACAAUGUUGGAGAUUGGAACGAACCUCCUGUCACAGACAGCAGAGCAGACACGGAAACUCAAUGUGGUGGAAGCCAAGGUGCUGAAUCAAACAUCUAGGAUAGAGAUCCAGCUUCAGGAGAAUUCAUUGUCCACCUAUAAACUGGAAAAGGAGCUCUUACUCCAGACCACUGAGAUAAGACAUCUGCGAGAUAAGAACAGCCAUUUAGAGAGCAAAGUUCAGUUGUUGGAGUCUCAGCAGAGAGGAGAGCUGGAGGACAUGAGACUGGAGAAGAACCGGCUGCAGUCUGUUAUCAGGACUCAGAUGGUGGCCAUAGAGUCUUUAGAGAGGCAGCUGAGAGUCGCCACUAGCAACAACACGGCUCUACAGAAGCAGCAGGCUCAGCUGAUGGAGUCAGUCCAUACACUCAUCGACAUGGUGUCCACGACUACAGGGUCUCCUCCUCGGAGCCAGAUGUGGAAGGACUGUGCAGAUGCUUACAAAGCUGGUCAUUCUGCCAGUGGUCUGUAUCUCAUCUACAUCGGUAACAGGACAGAGCCUGUACAGGUUUAUUGUGACAUGGAGACAAGUGGUGGCGGCUGGACGGUCUUCCAACGGCGUUUUAAUGGCAGCGUGGAUUUUCAGAGGAGCUGGAGGGAGUACAAAAUGGGUUUUGGGGAUGUGUCGGGGGAGCACUGGCUGGGUAAUGAAGUUUUAUACCUGCUAACCAGUCAGGGUCAAUACUCUCUGAGAGUGGAGCUACAGGACUGGGAGGGAAUCUCUGCGCAUUCCCAGUAUGACCGGUUUACAAUGGCCAGUGAAAGACAGCAGUACAGAUUGUAUCUGAGAGGUUACAGUGGUACAGCAGGAAGGCAGAGCAGCCUGAUCACCCACGGUGCCGGCUUCAGCACCCGAGAUCACGACAACGACAACUGUGACCACUGCAAAUGUGCCUUGAUGCUCACUGGAGGUUGGUGGUUUGAUGCCUGUGGCUUCUCCAACCUUAAUGGGAUCUACUACACAGUUGGGCACAACAUCAGGAAGCUCAACGGCAUUAAGUGGCACCACUUCAGAGGCCCCAGCUACUCCCUGCGUUCCACUUCAAUGAUGGUCCGACCCUACGACUUCUGAGAAGACCCCUCCACACCCAAGACUCCUGAUGUUUGGCAACAACCAUACAAACAUAUGUCUAGAUUCUACAAAAAAUACAAAACAACUUUUCUUAUAGUGUUUAACUUGCAACAAAGCAUCUCAGCUUCUGCCGCAUGAUGCAAACCUGGUGCCUCCUGGGGAUCUGAUUAAGUAUGGUUCAUGACCAACAAUUGAUCCACCAUAAAAGCUCUGCAGCCUAAGCUUUCAACUCACAAGCUCUAGACCUAUGAGAGAUAAAAACGUGACUAUGUCAAGAUCAUGUCAAUUUAUUUGAGAUCUUGUUUUAGAUGUUAUAAGAGCAGGACAUGUUUGUAUGUUGUCUUUGAAGCAACAAGUGUUUGUCUACAUUCCCAAAGACAUGAACUGUGAUAAAUAAGAUAUUUAGUGCUAAGAGAAAAAUUGGCAUCAGUCUUUUACAUCUGACACGUAUAAGACAGGUUGGACUGUUUGUUGGAUUUCAGAUUUGGAAAGAGAUUUUCAGUGUACAUGUACUCAAAUUAACCAUGUGUGAAAGGUUUGGGGAAGACAGAGUAACUUCUUUCAGAAUCUUGGUUGCUUGUUCCAUGGCUUCUGAGCAACACUUUAUUUAGAAACUAUGUACCUCAUUAAUUUGAUCAAAAUUCUUCCUUAGUCUAUAAUGAAUCCAGAAACAGCAUGUACCUUGUAAAUUAUGAGCUUUUAAAUGUUAUUGAAGAGCUCGGCUGCUAAUUUAUGUACCGCCUGGGGUCAGUCAGUUGAGUUUUUAAGAGAAGCCAAUUAAAGAAUCACUGCAAUAAUGAUGGUUAAAAGAGAGGAUGUAAAAUGUGGUCUGAAUCUUCUUUUAAGAGAUUGGGACGAUGUAUUUUCAUCACUGACACAUAAACAAUUUGUUGUGUAUGUGUCAAAAUGCUAGGAGAACUGUUUGUAAUAGACAAUGUGGUCCAACAUCAUGUUGGUUAUCUACAAAUGCAUCUAAAAAACAAUAGAAUAUCAUCAAAAGUUAAUUUAUUUGUGUAAGUUAAUUCAAAAAGUAAAACCUUUUUUUCUGUGAAUUUUGUGAUUAUGGCUUACAGCUAAUGAAAAUCUAAACAUUUUCCUCAACAUCCUGCAAGUAAAGUAAUUCGAUGUUGUAACCUUUUUGAGCAUAGGUUGACUUAGUAUAUCCAUAAAACACAACCACACUGAAAGGAUUAAGGUCUCAUUUAACAAAAUUUCACCAAUUAUUAUUAUUUUUUUUAGUUUAAUUUUUUUCCUCUCAUCUGUUUAUAAAACCCCAAAACAAUAACUAUUGAACAUAUCAUUGUGACUGUCUUGUCACAGUAGCAUUCACUCCAACACACCCUUUUAACAUGGUCUCUGUACCUGAUGUUUCUCUGAAUUUACAUGCCCUGUGUAUGUACGUGCAUUCAUGUCUAAUGAAUUGUUCCCAAAGUCUUGAACCUGAUAAUUCUCUCUGGGCUGUGGCUUAUCCCCGUUGCUUGUGCAAUUUCUUUGACCUCAUCUUUUUCCACACUUACUAUUAUGUUGUUAAAAAGACAGUGUGAACACUCAGCUUCUUUAGCUAUGACCUUUUGUGGCUCACCGUCAGUGAAUGUCUGGUGAACAUUAAAGGAAAAGCAAUAAUGUGGUUUUAAAGUUACAUUUCUAUAUUUAAAAUCCUUUUUUUAUUUGGUCCUUUCCAUCUUUUUUUAAAUUUAGUUUUAAAUAUUCAUUAGAUGGAAGCCAUAAUCAUUAAAUUAAUACUUGACAUAUAUUACUCGGUCUGCAAUAGAUCUAUUUCAUAUAUGAGUUUCACUUUUGAAAUUAACAAAUUAACUUUUCAAUGAUAUUAUACUUAACUGAGAUGCAUCUGUACAUGCUAAAAGGUUUGUGUCAUCCCUUGAGAAAAUAAUGUGCUGGCAAAUGCUGUUAGACUGUAUUGGAUUUUGUCAAAUUGUCUUUAAAUGUAUUAAAAGAGAAACCUUUCAUAAAAUCAAGGAGCAUCUUGCAGCAAAAGAAAUGACUAAUGGACGAAAAAAGAUGUGAACAGUGGCAUGAAUCCGUGGCAUUUUCUGCAAGUGAUUGUGUCUACAGUAAAAGUACACAUUUAUUGGCACCAGAGAGUUGUGGACAAAGUGUACAAAAAUACUGACAAGAAGACUUGAGGCAUGAGGGAAGUUAAUAGCUUAACACAUCAGUAACAAAGAAAAUGAGUCACAGCAAUGAGGGGAGAGGAGAAGCUCAAGUGGAUCAAGCAGAUCUGAUGCCAGAACUUCAGGAGGAUGCAACGGAUGAUCAUCCAGCAGAAGGAAGUGAUUCUUCAAAGAUGUUCUCAUUAUGUGCUCUGGUUUCUUUCAGAAGGUGGCUGGCUCUUAUUGCCCUGGAAAUAGAGCCAAAUGAAAAUCAGCAGGACUAAAGGGGGAGUGUGUUGCUGCUCUUAAGACUCAAACAAAAAUUGCAGAGAGCUGCUUCUGAGAUGCCAAAAACACACUGAUGGACAAAUAUCAGUACAUCUCAAACUUUGAUCAUUGUGUACAGUUCCUGCAAAGAAAAGGACUUGCAGACAUAUUAUAAAUGAAUGGAAACUGAUCAGUAAUUAAGGGGCGGUUUAAUGUAAGUCUUGCAGCUGUAAAAAUGCUGAGUAUUAUGGUUUUCACUAUUGUUCAGAAAAUAAAGGCACGCAAGCUGUUUUUUAAUGCAAUUAUCAAUGAUAUGGCAACACUUACUGGACAUUGAUAGAAGGAAGGAACUAAUUAACUAAAUGCAAACACGAGUCAAAUCCAAAUCAAUCUUUUUCUUCUCUUGUUUUGUGUUAGGUAGAAAAUCUGGACAAUGAAAUGAGAAAAGAGCAAAUAAAUGACAGAUGUUGGGAUUUGAUUGCAUCCAGAUCCUGAAGCAAAUAAAUGUUGCUUUGAUUAUUUUCCUAAUCUAAACGAUCUGGAUAUUUUCUUGUUUCUUGUUGAAGUCUGCAUUUUAUUAUUGCCUCUGAAUUAAUCUUUCAUGGCACUCAUUCAGAAAAUAAACAAGUUGAAGAACAUA
Molecule: messenger RNA, 5307 nt
Organism: Xiphophorus maculatus (southern platyfish)
Lineage: Eukaryota; Metazoa; Chordata; Actinopteri; Cyprinodontiformes; Poeciliidae
Gene: angpt4
Product: angiopoietin-1-like
Exons: 10
Coding region: 703-2289 (528 amino acids)
Source: RefSeq, a predicted model, not a curated record